GAUUGGCUGCGGCUGCGCUGGGUCCCGCCCGCGGCAGCAGGGUUUGGUUGAGCGCUGUUUGUGCGCUCGGGGCCGCGCCGGGAGCGACCGGAGGAAAGCCGAGGGAUCGGUGCCUUCCAAGCUCUCCAGUGGGUCCGGCAGCACCGGGGCCAUGACGAGCCGUGGGGCCGCCAGGCCCAACGGGCAGUCCCAGGCCAGUAAGAUCUGCCAGUUCAAACUGGUGCUGCUGGGAGAGUCGGCCGUGGGCAAGUCCAGCCUCGUGCUGCGCUUCGUGAAGGGGCAGUUCCACGAGUACCAGGAGAGCACCAUCGGGGCGGCGUUCCUGACACAGUCCGUGUGCCUGGACGACACGACGGUGAAGUUCGAGAUCUGGGACACGGCGGGGCAGGAGCGGUACCACAGCCUGGCCCCCAUGUACUACCGGGGCGCCCAGGCCGCCAUCGUGGUCUACGACAUCACCAACCAGGAAACGUUCGCGCGGGCCAAGACAUGGGUGAAGGAGCUGCAGAGACAAGCCAGUCCCAGCAUUGUCAUCGCCCUGGCCGGCAACAAGGCUGACCUGGCCAGCAAACGCAUGGUGGAGUAUGAGGAGGCGCAGGCGUACGCGGAUGACAACAGCCUGUUGUUCAUGGAGACGUCGGCCAAGACAGCCAUGAAUGUGAACGAUCUCUUCUUGGCCAUCGCCAAGAAGCUGCCAAAGAACGAGCCCCAGAGCACGAGCGGCGCCGGGGGCCGGAGCCGGGGCGUGGACCUGCACGAGCAGAGCCAGCAGAACAGGAGCCAGUGCUGUAGCAACUGAGCCAAGAUCCCACCUCCAUCCCCGUCCACGCCGCACCUCCACCCCAGCACCGAGACCCCCGAACCAGGACCCUCCCAGAGCUCCUCUAACUGCACUUUUUAAUGCUUCGAAGCCACCACCUGGCACCCGAUCCCACCUGGCACCCGAUCCCACCGGCUCCCGACCCCGCCACCACCCCACCCACCACCCCGGAGGCAGCGGAGCCAGAUCAGCUGGGACUUAACUUCUGAGAAACAACGAACUCUUCUUCACUUUGUAUUAUAGGUGCAAAUAGUGCCCUAAUGCUCGGAUUUCUCCCUCCAUCUCCCCCCUCUGCCCCUCCCUCUCUGCUUUGGGAAAUCUGGGUUCCCCAAACUGCCUCCUCCUGUCCCCACCCUGCUGUGGGGGGUCCCCAGGAGGCGGCAGCACCGACCUCGCCGGUUCUCGUCGUGCCGAACUGGCCGGAACCAGAGCCCUCCGGAGCCGACGGGGCUUUUCCACGGGGUCUGUCAUGGAUUUCUUCGGAAUUUUUAUUAUUUCCCCCCCCCUCCUCUUUCCCGUUGGGCUGUCAGGGGGAGGGAAGCUGCAGUGUCCUUCAUUUCUUCCGA
Molecule: messenger RNA, 1386 nt
Organism: Empidonax traillii (willow flycatcher)
Lineage: Eukaryota; Metazoa; Chordata; Aves; Passeriformes; Tyrannidae
Gene: RAB5B
Product: RAB5B, member RAS oncogene family
Exons: 6
Coding region: 152-799 (215 amino acids)
Molecular function (GO): GTP binding; GTPase activity
Source: RefSeq, a predicted model, not a curated record